AUGCUCAGUAAUAAUUGGCCAUCACUUAGGAAACUGGGUAUUGGUUAUUUUCUUGAUUCUGUUGAAAUUUGGGUCACUCCAAUUCCAAAGGAUUCUAUUUCUGAUGAAGAAAUUUUAUACAAAUUGAAAGAUUCAUGGCCACAACGGUCCAAUAAAGAUAUUGAUAUUUCUGAAGCUCAUGAUGUGAUUAUAAAUCUUGGAGGGCAAAUUAAUGGAGAAAUUAAUAAAAUUGAGGUCUCAAUGGAAAUUAUUACUAAUAGCUGGCGUAACCGCAUAUCAAAUGCAGAGUUAAUACAAUUAUGUUCUAAGAUGGUUCAUACCCUUGAAAUAACUUUUAACAGUCUUUUAAAUUUAGAUCGUUUGAAAUCGGCUGAAGGGGGAAAUAGUUAUGGGCGGCUUAACAAACUUGAAGAUGGAAAUAGUAAUGAACAGAAUAUAACUGCAAAAGCUGCUGACAGGAAUUGUCCGGAAAUUUUUCAAAGUUUCAGUGUUUAUGCUUAUUUACAAACGAAUGUAGAUCGAAAACCAAAUGAUACAAAUGGUAACUUAAAAUUAAAUAUCGAUUUAAGUGAAUGCAGAAUGGGACAAAUGCUCAGUGAUAAUUGGCCAUCACUUAGGAAACUGGGUAUUGGUUAUUUCCUUGAUUCCGUUGAAAUUUGGGUCACUCCAAUUCCAAAGGAAUCUAUUUCUGAUGAAGAAACUUUAUACCAAUUGAAAGAUUCAUGGCCAAAACGGUCCAAUAAAGAUAUUGAUAUUCCUGAAGCUCAUGAAGUGAUUGUAAAUCUUGGAGGGCAAAUCAAUGGAGAAAUUUGGAAAAUUGGAGGUCAACUCAAUGGAAAUUAUGAACAUUCUUGUCAUUGGGAUAUCUAUGAAGAAAUGUAUGGAUUUCGUAUUAGUAUUGAACAAAUAUUAAGUUGUAAGAUUAAUGGGCGUAGGUUUAUAUCAAAUAAAGAAUCAAAGUUAAUAAAAUUAUGUCCUAAGAUGGUUCAUACACUUGAAAUAACUUUUGACAGUCUUGUAGAUUUUAAUAAAAAUUUCGAAAAUUUUGAGAUGCCAAAAGGAUCUCGUCCUAAUGUUAUUUUUGGUGAAAAUGUCACACCUAAAAAAGAAAUUAUUCAGCGAGAUUUAAAUUCAAAUAUUGAAAUUAAGAAAGAAGACCAAUAA
Diversispora eburnea is the source of this 1164-nucleotide messenger RNA. The record is from the annotation of a GenBank genome assembly. Lineage: Eukaryota; Fungi; Glomeromycota; Glomeromycetes; Diversisporales; Diversisporaceae.